CCGGUUUACAUGUUUUCUCAUUGCUCAUUUUCAUUUUCCCGCCGUGACAGAGCGCGUAAAUCUCAAAACCCUAAAAAUGUCGAACAUAUACAAUUCAUUACCUUAAUCAGAUUUUCUCAACAGAAUCAAAAUCAAAAUCCAUGGAGGAAGAAGAAGGAUCAAUCCGACCAGAGUUUCCAAUCGGAAGAGUAAAGAAGAUAAUGAAACUGGACAAAGACAUCAACAAAAUCAACUCAGAAGCUCUUCACGUCAUCACUUACUCCACCGAACUCUUCCUCCACUUCCUCGCCGAGAAAUCUGCUGUUGUUACGGCGGAGAAGAAGCGUAAGACUGUUAAUCUCGAUCAUUUAAGAAUCGCCGUGAAAAGACACCAACCUACUAGUGAUUUCCUCUUAGACUCGCUUCCGUUGCCGGCUCAGCCUGUCAAACAUACCAAAUCGGUUUCCGACAAGAAGAUUCCGGCGCCGCCAAUUGGGACUCGUCGUAUCGAUGAUUUCUUCAGUAAAGGGAAAGCAAAGACUGAUUCAGCCUAAAGUAAAAUUUCUCAUUUUGUUCACAAUUGCAAAUUUUACUCUGUUCUCAAAUCAAAAUCUUGUUUUGCUAAAAGUGUAGUGAGAAUGUAUGGAUCAUGAGGAACUUUUAUAGGAAUUGGUAAUUUUAAAGAUGUUGUGUCUAUUAGCAUUUCUACUAAUUGGAGAAACUGAUUCUUGUCCUGUGACUGUGAGAUACAUCUCAUUGUGUUGCUUAGAAAUCUCUGCAUUGCUCUAACUUUGGUGUGUAGAGAUUGAGAGAGAGAGAGAGAGAGGUUUGGGAUGUGUAUUGUUCUUCUAAGCUAUUCUUAUAUGAAUACUACUUUUGAGUG
Molecule: messenger RNA, 862 nt
Organism: Arabidopsis thaliana (thale cress)
Lineage: Eukaryota; Viridiplantae; Streptophyta; Magnoliopsida; Brassicales; Brassicaceae
Gene: NF-YC13
Product: nuclear factor Y, subunit C13
Exons: 1
Coding region: 141-533 (130 amino acids)
Cellular component (GO): nucleus
Molecular function (GO): protein heterodimerization activity
Source: RefSeq, marked reviewed